Dendroctonus ponderosae (mountain pine beetle) is the source of this 547-nucleotide messenger RNA. RefSeq lists its product as uncharacterized. The transcript is spliced from 3 exons. The record is from RefSeq and is a predicted model, not a curated record. NCBI's taxonomy places the organism in Eukaryota, Metazoa, Arthropoda, Insecta, Coleoptera, Curculionidae. Bases 63 to 413 code for a protein of 116 amino acids.
GUUAUUGAUCGCCGCUCGGAAAAGCGGCAAUUGUGGCGUAUUUACCGACAAAUCAAAACAGCAUGAUGUUGUUGGUUUACGGGAUUCUGCUGCCGGCUGUCCUGCAGCUGCUGUUGCCCGUCCAGGGCAAAAACAAAGUGACCUACACGUUCCCCGAGUUUCCCUACAAGGAGACCAAGAAAAAUGAGGCGAUUUUCCGGGAAGUGGAAGUAGCCUGCGAGAAGGGCUGUUUGGGGAAAAACGGGCUAUCGAAGAUCACCUGCGUGAGACAGUGCGUGUCGCCCUCCUGCUACCGGGACCUUUACCAGCAGGACUUGUUUUUCUACUUUCAGCUGGAGGACGGAGAGGUGGACGUGAGACUGAACUCGUUUAAGGGUUGUUUUAUUCAACGAUACAACAAAUCCCGCCCUUAAGCCUAACACCGAUAAACACAUAGAUUAGUAACAGUUAACGCGCUCCUGUUGAGAAAGAUGGCUUUUUGUACUCGUUAUACAUUGGAAAUUACUCUAAACUAUACAUAUCACAAUAAAGUAAUGCUCAGUUAAGA